Messenger RNA from Canis lupus familiaris (dog), 3627 nucleotides. RefSeq names its product protein tyrosine phosphatase non-receptor type 22 (gene PTPN22). The transcript has 22 exons. Gene Ontology annotation, molecular function: non-membrane spanning protein tyrosine phosphatase activity. Gene Ontology annotation, biological process: negative regulation of T cell activation; negative regulation of nucleotide-binding oligomerization domain containing 2 signaling pathway; positive regulation of toll-like receptor 9 signaling pathway. Gene Ontology annotation, cellular component: cytoplasm; nucleus. The record is from RefSeq and is a predicted model, not a curated record. Lineage: Eukaryota; Metazoa; Chordata; Mammalia; Carnivora; Canidae. Bases 143 to 2611 code for a protein of 822 amino acids.
UGUGACGAAGUCAGUUAACCACAGCCUUCAACAUGCUCUGCUCUGGCAGCAGCAGUGGCUUCUUGGUGGUAUCUCGGCCAUGACAUACAUUUGACAUGCCCUCCCUUAACCCGCUGGUAGACAGCUUCUCUUGGCCUGCAGCAUGGACCAAAGGGAAAUUCUGCACAAGUUCCUGGAUGAGGCCCAAAACAAGAAAUCUAGCAAAGAGGAGUUUGCUGAUGAAUUUCUGAAGCUGAAAAGACAAUCCACCAAGUACAAGGCAGACAAAAUCUAUCCCACAACUGUGGCUGAGAUGCCCACGAACAUCAAGAAAAACAGAUAUAAGGAUAUCUUGCCCUAUGAUCAUAGCCGAGUAGAGCUGUCCUUGGUAACCUCUGGUGAAGAUUCCAACUACAUCAAUGCCAACUUCAUUAAGGGAGUUUAUGGGCCUAAGGGUUAUAUUGCCACCCAGGGACCCUUGUCUACAACUGUCUUGGACUUCUGGAGGAUGAUCUGGGAAUACAGUGUCCUGAUCAUUGUUAUGGCAUGCAUGGAGUUUGAGAUGGGGAAGAAAAAGUGUGAGCGCUACUGGACUGAGCUAGGAGAGCUACAACGGCAACUUGGCCCUUUUUCCAUAUCCUGUGAAGCUGAAAAUAGAAAAUCUGAUUACAUAAUCAGGACUCUAAAAGCCAAGUUCAAUAGUGAAACUCGAACUAUCUACCAGUUUCAUUACAAGAAUUGGCCAGACCAUGAUGUGCCUUCAUCUAUAGACCCUAUUCUUGAGCUCAUCUGGGAUGUGCGAUCUUACCAAGAGGACGACAGGUUUCCCAUAUGCAUUCACUGCAGUGCUGGUUGUGGAAGGACUGGUGUUAUCUGUGCUAUUGAUUAUACCUGGAUGCUACUAAAAGAUGGGAUAAUUCCUGAGAACUUCAGUGUUUUUAGCUUGAUCCAGGAAAUGCGAACACAAAGACCUUCAUUUGUUCAAACACAGGAACAGUAUGAACUGGUCUACAAGGCUGUAUUAGAACUAUUUAAGAGACAGAUGGAUGUUAUCAGGGAUCAAUAUUCGGGAACAGAGAUGCAAGCAAAGUAUUCAGUUCUUGAGCAAAAUCCCACUGUAGAAACAGAGUCUUAUUCUCCUAAUUUACCGGAAAGUGACAUAAAAGAAGCAAAAAUGAUGAACCAACAGAGCAAACAAAGGCUAAGGGUAAAAAGCGCAGAAGCUUCUUCCUUUGAAUUCAGGACUUCUGACAUCAGUGAAAAGGAAGGGUUAGUUUUGCACCCUGCUGGACAGAGCAGUUCUUUUGACCUUUUGGAGCUAAAUUGUAGUUGUAACAAAAAUGCUGAUAGAGCCACAGAGUGGGAGACAAAAGCAUUUCCAAUUGCUGGGGAGCCUCUUCAGAAGCAUCAAAGUUUGGACUGGAGCUCCAUUUUGUUUGGAGCAUAUCCAAAUUCUAAACCUGCAGAUGUAGCAGGAAGAUAUUUUAAUUCAAAGAGGCCGAUAAUGAGGACCAAAUCAAUUCCCUUUGAACUGAUACAACAGAGAGACACCAAAGAGCUGGAUGUCAAGGAACAUGCUUCUUGUUUGGAAUCUCAACCACGCAACUUUUGUCUUGAGCAGCCUCAAAAAGCAAUGCAUGUUUCUUCAGCAGAACUGAAUUACUCGCUGCCAUCUGACUCUCAGCACCAAAUGUGCAAUACCUCUGAUGCAAAGUGGCAGGACUCUAGUGCUGUUGAUGUAUAUUCUUACAUGUCUUCAGAAGAUCCUUAUUUUUUAUCAUUGUCACCAAGUAGUGCUGGUUCUAAGAUGUCUCUUGAUUUACCUGAGAAGCUAGAUGGAAAUGUUUUACCUUGUUCUUCAUUGCCAACAUCCUCCACAACCCUUUUUUCUUGUUACAAUUCACAUGAUUCUUUAGCACUGAGUCCUCCAACUGAUGAUCCCCUACCAAGCCAAGAGACAGCAGUAGUAGUAGCAACCCCUCCUUCGAUGGAUGAUGAAGUACCCCCUCCACUUCCUGAACGGACUCCUGAAUCUUUUAUUGUGCUGGAGGAAGCUGGAGAAUUCUCACUGGGUGUUCCCAAAUCCUUAUCUUCACCUGCGAAGGCAAAAGUUGGAAUAUCACGAGAAUGGAGUGGAACAUCUGAGUUAAAUACAUCUGAUGACUCUGUAAGACUUAGACCAACUAAGAGUGUAAAACUCCGGAGUCCCAAAUCAGAUCAACAUCAAGAUCGUUCUUCUCCCCCACCACCUCCACUCCCAGAAAGAACUCUGGAGUCCUUCCUUCUUGCUGAUGAAGAUUGUAUGCAGGCUCAGUCUAUAGAGACUUCUUCUACUAGCUGUCCUAGUACCAUGGAAAAUUCAACAUCUUCAAAGCAGACAUUAAAGACUCCUGGAAAAAGUUUCACAAGGACUAAGAGUUUGAAAAUUUUGAGAAACAUGAAAAAGACCCAACUCUAUCUUGGGGAUAGGAAAGACACAAAAACUUCAGGUAUCUGUAAUUCUUCCCCACCAAAAAAACCUGCAGACUCUGUUCAGUCAAAUCACUCCAGCUCCUUUCUGAAUUUUGGUUUUGCAAAUCGUUUUUCAAAACCCAAAGGACCAAGGAAACCACCAUCAACUUGGAAUAUUUAACACAACUGGAAUAUAGGCUGCAAGUUCAUUUACAAAUAAAAGUACUAUAAUACUGCUAUCUAAAAUAAGGUUUCCAUAUUCAUAAUUUCAACAACGAAGAUACUGUAAUGUGUUAGUAGCAAUAUCAGAAAAGGAUAUUCAAAUAAGUGCCAGAAAUUUUAUAUUUUCAUCUUAUUUCUAUUGAGUUGGAAAUUGGAAAUAAGUUUGUCACCUGAGCUUAAGUAGAGAAUGCUGCAUGAGAAACAGUUUUAGAAUGGACUUAUUUUUCACUUUGGAAGUUAUUUUUAUUCUACUUUCUACAGAAACAUAAACUUCAAAAUAUUUUUAAGAAUUGGAUCUCAACUGUUUACCUUGCCAGAAUUUACUAUACAAAGCGUUUCGCAAAAUCUGACUUGUGGUUGUGGUACAAAAUUACUACUUGUGACAGAGACUAUUCCCUGGGAGUUAUUUUUGCCUAAAUUCCUUGCACAUCUCCCCAAAGAUGGAAAACUAGAGAAAAGGAGAAGUUAGAUUUAAGAGAAUUAAGUAAAUCAUGAAAAUCUUUGCUGUUUGGUUAUAUUCACUAACAAGAUGUUCAACUGCAUUUUCUGUCUUUACCAAAGCUAUUCAGUUACCAAGUCUAGAAGAAUAAUCAGCAAAAUAGCUACCUUUUGGUAGCAUUUUCUUCAUUUCAAAGGUCCGACAUAAACACGUGCAACUUAUAUCCAACCAGCUGGAGGUUUUACAUUUUUCUAUAUGGAAUAUGGACCUGCUUUAAGAAAAUCUGAGUUUUCAAAGCUGAUUUUAUGUAACAAGUUAGCGAGUAAUUAUUGUUAGAUUCCCCCUGAGUUCUCCUAAUGAUUUAAAACUUAGAAACUAAGUUUAACUUUUAGAAACCAGAAAUAAACAGCACUUGUUCUUCAGUAUCUUUCAUUAUGAACCCUAAUGACAGCGCAAACUGGAUGAUGUAUGUGUUAGCCUGUUUACUGUAGUACAAUGUACACAAUAGGUGCUGAAUAAACUGUUUCUAAACUGAC